GCCUAUCUCUAAUCUCGAAUAAGGAGGGAGGAAGAGAGGAGGAACAUUUUAGAAGGGGGGAGGUAUAAAAGGAGGAAAGCAGAAGUAAGAAGACAAGGGUCAAAGAUAGGAGGAGAGGAGGAGAGGAGGAGAAAGGAGGAGGAGGAGGAGGUGUAGCGUGGACGCGCACUGCGGCGACGAGGACGAACGAAGAGUAGUAUGAUGAUGAGAUAGCCGACUGUGCGCAGACACGGUGAGGAGAAAGGAGAAGGUAGGGUUGGAAGGAGGAGAGACAAGAAGAAGAAGAAGAAGAAGAAGAAGAAGAAGAAGAAGAGGAAGAAGAAGAAGAAGAAGAAGAGUGACAACAGCGGCCAACACUGUUUUCCGCACAUGCUUGACAAACGUAUUUAAAAAAAAACCGCGUGCACAAGUCUCAGUUACCCCCGUCUGUAAUUGGCGAUCUGUAAUUGGAGAGGAGAAGAAAGGAGGAACGCAAGAAGAAGAAGAAGAAGAAGAAGAAGAAGAAGAAGAAGAAGGACAAGAAGAAUAGUGAGCAGUGACAGGAGGGAGGGAGGGGAAAGAAGACCAGUGAGGAAGCAGGGACACGAUCCCACAGUUGUGUUUCGGACCUGCGGACCCGCGAUUCACAAGGAGAAGGAGAUGAGCAAGCAGCUUUGAAAUCGAACACCCCCCGUCUGUAAUUGGCGAAAGGCUGUGGUUGGUUGCUGUCGGUUUUUUUUUUAUUCCCGUCGGAACGGGAAUAAAAACAUGGUCUCUCCUCAAGGAAAUGCCACGUUGUCUCUGGCCAUAGCUAUCGCGAUUCUUGCUGGAUGUCUCGUCUUGUCUGAGGCACAGGGAGCCCCACCCGACCCGGCUCCGGCACGCAGCCUUUAUAUUGACUGUGGAAGCAGUAUGCCUUUUAAUGAUUCCAAGGGACGGCUUUGGACAAAAGAUGACUAUUUCAAGGGGGGUGGCCCAUCAAGUCUCCCUCCAGACAUUGUCCAGCCGAGACCAAAUAUGCUAGAUAGACUGGAUAAUGUCAUGAAGACCUUCCGUACAUUCAGUCCCAAUGACGAUCCCCCACACUACUCAAUCCCGGCGAAACAAGAUGCACCUUAUCUCCUCCGCCUCAGGUUUCCAUUCUACAACUCAGCUGCGCAUGGGGAUAACCUAGAUUCGGUCUUUCAUGUGAUUGUUAGUGGUUGGCUGGGCCCGGUGAACGUGAGCACAGUGCGGUACAAUGAGAGCGAGCGUGGAGGGCCUCUUCUAGCUGGUUCUUGGGAUGUCAUCAUCCUUGAGACGAUCCUUCAAGCUUUCGACCAAUUCAUCAAUAUUACCUUCGAGGGGCCUGCGAACAUAAGCGCCAUUGAGCUGAUUGGGUUGGGUUACACCGCGCCUGCUGGAGUGAAUGCCAUUGUCAAACCUGCAAACCCACCUGUGAACACAAAUGCUUUACCGGAGCCCGGUUUCAACGCGAUAUUGAGGCUUGAGCAUCGUAUCAACUGCGGUGGCCCGCCUGUGGAUAACAGCCUUACGGAGCCUUUCAUCUGGGAAGGCGAUUCAUAUUUUGAUCCGGCUAACACAACAAACAUCUCCUCCACAGCUGCUGUUGCACUAGGCUCAAAGGCCCGUCGACCACCAUCUGCUGUUCUGCAGAGUCUUCGAACAAGCACAGGCAAUCUAACUUACGAGGUGCCUGUUGCUCCUGCUCCUAAGUACUACAUUACAGUUUGGUGGAACGAGCUAGAGGCACCGUUCAAUAAGACGGGGCGUCUGCUGGACAUUCUCGUUAACAACCUUUCGACCACUUCUGAGGCGUCUGCGGAUGGCAAAAUUGGCUCGUGGGACACCAAGUGGAUAGGAACAUUCCUCAUAGCAGGUGCUCGAAAAACUCCAGGGACCAUUCAGAUCAAAUCGGUGCCACUUCCGUCAAUGGGAGAUUCGCCACCCAUUCUUUCCGCGCUGGAGGUGUAUGGACUUAUCCCUUGGUCCAGAGAAACUAAUCCUGUCGAUGGUAAUCUUGCUUUUGACCUUGUCUGCAUCCUCUUUUUCAUUCUCAUCCUCUUCAUUGUCCUCAUCCGCGUCCUCUUCACCAUUCUCAUCCUCAUGCUUGUGCUCUCUGUGAUCGUAGACAUGGUUCUGGUCCCUCCCUGUGUCACUGCUGCACCUUAUCUUCCUCACAUGCUUAAUACAGGUGCCAAGUACAGCAAUGUUACAGCAGUGCCUGGAGCUGUUUCCACUCUACCCCCUGAGAUUGCCAAUUUCACAAACCUGGAGGCCCUGAUUCUCGCUCAACUCGGUUUAGUAGGUGAGAUCCCUGACGACUGGCGGCGAAUGAGAAAUCUGCAAUGUCUCGAUCUUAGGAAUAACCAGCUGGAGGGACUCAUUCCUGACUGGCUUGCAGACCUACCACGUUUGGAAGAAGUGCACCUAGAUAACAACAAGUUCUCGGGACCACUACCUCUUCGUUUGGCGGAACGGCUGAAGAGCAACUUCACGUUUAGUUACAAUUAUGGUAUCUGCAACAUCCCAGGGCAAGAUGUCCCAUGUCCCGAAGCAGAGCCGUCACUGAGUUCAUCGGGACCACCUACGAACGUGAUUCAGCCAUUGAUUGCCAAUGACCGACGGCAAACAUCGGCAAAAUCAACGGAAUCGACAUCUCCAAUAAGUGGAAGCCGUCAUGCGGAGCCGGCAGCCGUGGCAUCUAUGGUUCUGACAGCGGUCGUGACUCUUUGCGCCAUACAUGCAUUCACCCGGGAAAUUUAUCAGCUUCAUUGAAAGUCCCCUGGUCCACAAAUGGAACCAGGUGCAACAAUGCAGUCCCUGUGAAUAAACCAGGAGCCUGCAGGGCCACGAAUGGAGCAAGGCAAGGAGGAAAGUUGGGGAUGCUGAACGUGAUGUCAAGCCGAUGCGCCAAAAAUG
Molecule: messenger RNA, 2901 nt
Organism: Chara braunii
Lineage: Eukaryota; Viridiplantae; Streptophyta; Charophyceae; Charales; Characeae
Source: the annotation of a GenBank genome assembly